AUGGCAUAUAAGGGAAUUCAGUACGUUGGUAUUAUCACAGCUUUCUUGGGAUGGUUGGGAGUUGUCGUCGCCUGCAGCCUGCCUCACUGGAAAGUAACUCCAUACAUUACUGUAAGCUCUGAGUCAAGAAGGGUUAUCUGGGAGGGAAUUUGGAAGAUUUGUGAAGUGCUGAACACCGGGAAUAUACACUGUGUGCCGUACUACGAAGAACAGGGUCCCAGCACGGACCUGCUGGUCAUCCGAGCACUGAUCCUUGUCUCCAUUUCAGCUGGCAUAAUUGGCAUCAUGAUGUUCAUCCUGGGUGGAAAGUGCACCAAGUGUAUUGAGAAUUCACGUGUUAAACCCAUAGCAUCUAUCCUAGCUGGAGUGUCAUUCAUAAUCUCGGGUGUGCUCGGCGCAAGUUCUGUAUCCUGGACAGCUUAUGGCAUCAUCAAAGAUUUUCAUGAUCCCCUUUUGAUGAAUGAACCACGCCGUGAACUGGGGGCUUCCUUGUACAUUGGUUGGAUAGCUGCAGGUUUUUUGUUGGUGGGAGGUGUGCUGGUUUGCCUGAACUGA
Molecule: messenger RNA, 555 nt
Organism: Clarias gariepinus (North African catfish)
Lineage: Eukaryota; Metazoa; Chordata; Actinopteri; Siluriformes; Clariidae
Product: claudin-4-like
Exons: 1
Coding region: 1-555 (184 amino acids)
Biological process (GO): cell adhesion; bicellular tight junction assembly
Cellular component (GO): plasma membrane; bicellular tight junction
Molecular function (GO): structural molecule activity
Source: RefSeq, a predicted model, not a curated record